Prorocentrum cordatum is the source of this 4965-nucleotide messenger RNA. The record is from the annotation of a GenBank genome assembly. NCBI's taxonomy places the organism in Eukaryota, Dinophyceae, Prorocentrales, Prorocentraceae.
AUGCCGCCGCCCGCUGCGCUGAUGCGCGCGCGGUGCAGGGCAUGCUUGGACGUCAUCGUGGGCCCGUCGGUGGCGCGCGACAUCUGCCUCACCGACGUCCACAGCCAUUGCAUGCAGCCUUGGCAUGGGCAUGCAGUCUGCUUCGCCUGCUUCGCCGACCGCGACAUCGCGCACGGUCGCCGGCAGGCUCCCUGGUCGAGCGGUCUCGCAAGACAGCUUGGCCGCACCGUGGCGUCUGGCGCGCAGAUGGCUGGCCACGCAGUGGGGGCCACUAUCAGCACCGCCGCAACUGGAGUGCAGCGCCUUGCCAUCGGCGCUGCGGCGGGAGCGCGCCAAACAUGGGCGGCGGGCACGAUGAUGCCGCUGCCCGCUCAGCCGCAGCCCCCCGACCAGCUGCUGGCAGCAGCUGUUGAAAGCACUGGCAGGGCGGACGCGCCCGACAUGAGCCAGGACCAGCAGCGACCGCCAGCCGUUGCUAUGGACUUGCAUCUGGCGGAGCUGCGAGAGCUGCGCAUGGAGGCGCAGCGCCUCAGCCGCAGGAACGAGCAGCUGGAGGCAGAGCGGCGAGCGGCGGAGCAGAGGCCAGUGCACAGCCCUCUGCUGGUGGGCGAGUGGCGCAAGAGGGCGCUCCACCACCAUCGAUGCCUCGUGCGCCGCGCGCCGAGGCGGUUGCAGCGUCGGCCGCGGACCAAGCAGCAGUCGCACCUGGCGGAGAUCAGGUGCCUGGCUUUGAGGCGGCAGCCGGCGCUUGCGGCAUGCCUCAGCCGCCGCUGCAGCCCGGUGGGCUGCCGCCUGGGCUGCCUCCGAUCGGCCCUGGGCCCAACGGAUGGCCGGGCGGGCCUCCGGGCCCAGGCGGACCGCCAGAAGGACGCGGAGGUGGUGGAGAUGGAAGCGGUUUCGGAGGACCUCCUGGAGGUGGAGGUGGUUUUGGGGAUGAUCCAGGGCGUGGCGCGUGGGGCCGACGAGCAGCGCCGAGGAGCCGCAUUUUGCUUGGGGGCGGUGCUGGCGAAACUGAAGGACGGCGACGCGCCGAGGCUGGCGUUCGCCGCCGGCAUGAACAAGGCGCACGCCUUCGAGGAGUGGGCGCAGCGAGCUGCCAUGAGGAUCGGGGCGCAGCAUCCCCUCAUCGACUUGUUCUGGCAGCGGUCCGAACGCGCGGCGAGGCAGGCGCAGAGCGGCGCGCUGGCCACCCGACAGACUUCGGUGACCGAACUCCUCUUCAGCAUCAUGGCGGAGGCCGGGCCCGGCACCCUUCGCGACCGGAAGCUGGUGUUGAUGGAGGUGGAGCGGCGUGGCAACAAGGCCGCUGCCCUGGCGUUUUGCUACCAGGAGCUGAACUCGUGGAAGUUCUCGCUCACUCGGUUGCAGCGUCUUGGAAUGGGCGCUCCGGACCCUGUCACGCAGCUGGCGACGCUGCGGGGCGUCGUGAAGGGCAUGGCCGAGGCCGACGCGAACUUCCAGUACAGGAUGUUCGCGUGGGAGAUGCAGCACGGCAUUUCGGGCGCCAACCACUGUUCGCAACAGCAGGUGGACGAGUUCUGGCGGUAUCUCGCCGCCGAAGCUCGCGAGUCCUGCGACGCGCCCCAGGGGAAGGGCGUGAAGGCAUUGGCGGCCGCGUGGGAGGCGAAGGCGAAGGUGAAGGCGAAACCUGCUGCCAAGGCGGCGACAGGAGGCAAGGAGGCGUGCCGGUUCUUCGACAGCAAGGCCGGCUGCAAGUUCGGCGCGACUUGCACUCGCCACCACAGGAAGCCCGAGGUGAGCGAGGGUAAGUGCUUCAACUGCGGGGCCGAGGAUCAUGACAAGCGCAUCGACCUCGCGCACGCUACCGGCCAGCAGGCCGGCGUGCUGAUGGGGGCGGACGAGGGCGCGAUCGAGCUGGAGCUCGAGGGCACCGGGGCGUACAUCUACGAGGACGACGCCCAGCGCCUCCGUGCGAUGAUGCAGCAGCUGCGCGCGCGAGCCGGCGCCAGGAUGUUGGCGGCGCACUUCGACGUCGUCGCGGCCGCCGCGCAGCGCCUCAGCUUGGAAGGGCACAAGAGGCGUGGACAUCCGUCCUUCCGCCCCGACUGCUACGAAUGCCGCCUUGCGGCAGGGCGCAUGAGGGCGCACUGGCGGCUGGAUGCGCGGGCGCGGCCGGGAGGCCAGCUGUCCGCGGACAUAUCUGGCCCCCACCCUGCAAGGCUCUGGCCAGGAGCAUUGCAGGAAGACCGCCCCAAGAGGGCACGGUACUUCGUCCUCGGCGCCUACGCGAUUAUGACUGCUUCUGAGCGCGCCGCCGCCGCUGUGGCGGAGCAGCACGAUCGCGGCGCCGCGGGGCUGCCGCCGCCCGCAGCCGCAGCUGCAGGCGGGAGACCCGGAGAGCAGUUGGAGCAGGCUGCCGCUGCGGCGGCUGCGCAGCCGCUGGCUGCAGACGACGCCUUGGCAAUGGUCACGCGGGCUUCAGCGCUGCCAGCGGUGGCGGCAGUGCCGGCAGACGGACUCGUCGAGGAGGAGGGCGUGCAGACGUGGUACUACGUCAUUCCCCUCGCCGGCAAGCACGCGGUGGAGGUGCCGGCCGCCUUGCGCCUGAUGAUCGCGCAGGUGGAGCUUGAGUUCCAGGCGCGCGUGGUCUUCCGAGUCCACGCUGACCAGGCGCGGGAGCUCUCGGGCCCGAAGCUGAGCGCAGCGCUUGCCGCCCAGGGGAUCGUAGUCACAUCGACCCCAGGGCACGAGGCCGAUAACAACCCGCGCGCCGAGAGGGGCAUCGGCAUAAUCAAGCAGAGGGCCAGAGCCAUGCUGAUGGCAGUGGACGCGGCAGACCGCGAGCAGCUAUGGCCGGCAGCGGUCGUCCACGCUGCAGCUCUCCAACGGCGAGCGGCUCAGGGGAAGCCAAUUGGGUGUCCGAUUUUCGGGCAGCCCAUCACCUGCAGGAUCAAGCCGGUGCCGCAGUUUGCGUUCGCGCCUCGGGCCGUGCCGCGGCAGUUUUUCGACAUCUGCGACUUCGUGUCCGGAGCGCCCCCGGUUGGCCACAAGGUCGCCCAGAACGGCGUCGAAAGGUGGGAGUUUGAGACCUCGUCGAGUUUCGUCGUCGACGCCGUGCCUGGAAGAGGAGGCCAGCAGGAGGUCCACGAGCAGGGCGACCAGGAGGAGGAGAAGCAUGACCAGGAGCAGCGGGACAGCCAGGAGGAGCAGCAGGACAUCCAGGCUGCGCUGUUCUCGCCCGAUGCCCCUCGAAUCCUGACUGCCUCCUCUGACCCAGCUGCCGCUGCCGCCGCCGCCGGCUCGGAUUCGGACGGCACGCCCGAUUUCGUUGAGAUCAUCAAGGACAGCGGCAUGCAGCCAGUGUCAAUGACCGAGCUGCGGAAUGCGAUCGGCACCGAGCGUGAGGAAUGGAAGCUGGCCAUGGAGGUCGAGCUCGCUUCUUUCUCAGAGAAGCAGGUCUUCGAGGCCCUCACCGAGGGGGAGAAGCUGCAGGUGCGCGCCAAGGACGUACUCCGUAUGAAGGGGGUCGCUGGCAUCAAGGCGCCGGCGGCGUCGGAUCCAGCGCAGCACCGGCGCAAGAAGUUCCGCGGGGUGGUCUGCGGGAACUUCCAGAAGCGAAUGCCGGGUGCGGUCGUCUUCACGAGCAACGUCGAGAUCCUCAGCGUCAGAGCCGCACUCGCGAUCGCGAGCUCGUGCGGCUGGGCUCUCAAGGCGCUGGACGUGUCCACGGCUUUCCUGAGUGCCCCCCUCCCCGAGGAGGCCGGAGAGGUCUUGGUGCGCCCGCCAGGGAUGUUGUCUUCGCACGGGCUCGUCGGGCGCGACGAGAUCUGGAGGGCCAAGAAGGGCAUCUACGGCCUCCGCAUCGCCCCCAGAGCCUGGGGCCUGAAGCGGGACAGGCAGAUGCGGGCUAUGAGGUUCGAGGUCAAUGGCACGACGUGCCGAUUGAGCAAGUCGCACUGCGACGCCUCUGUCUGGAGCGUAGUGGAGGACGUGCCGACGAGGACCGAGAGCGAGCAGAAAUCGCUGGGCUUGGUGCUGGUUUACGUCGACGACUUCUUGCCCUCUGGCUCGCCGGAGACGAUCACAGCAGUGGAGGAGGUGAUGAUGGCGACCUGGACGUGCUCGGUCCAAUCUCUCAUCGACCGCGCGCAUCCCGGCACGAUCAGGUACCUCGGGCUAGAGGUGGAGGCGAGGGCCGACGGGGCGUUCGUGGCCCAUCAGGCCGCCUACCUGGAGGAUGUCCUGGCCGGGUGGCAGAUGACGAACGCCAAUGCGUGUGGCACCAUCUCCAUCGAGCCGCUGGGGGAGGAGCUGGGCGCGGAGCCCGAGCUCGGUGACGUGCGCCUCGCACAGAAGCUGGGCGGCGGGCUGCUGUGGCUGUCGGGGCGCACCCGCCGCGACAUCGCUUUCGCAGUCAGCCGGAUGUCAGCCUAUGCGACCACAGCGCCUCAGUGGGCGCUGCGCCUUGGCAAGCGUAUCACGCGAUACCUCCUUGGUACGCGUCGCCAUGGGCUUGUCUUCCAGGCGGUGCGCGGCGACGUGAACGAGCUCGAGCUGCACGUCUUCGCCGACGCCAGCUUCGAAGCCGAAUACUCCCAGACCGGCGUCGGGGUGUACCUGGGGGAGUGCCUCAUCGACUGGAGAUCCGUCAAACAGGCACAGGUCGCCACAUCUACGGCGGAGGCCGAGAUUACGGCCCUGGCGAUGGGCUUGGUCAUGCUGGAGGGCGCGGAGGCAAGCCUCGCGAGCAUGAUGGUGCAGGUGCCGCUCCCCAGGAUGUGGGGCGACAGCGUUGCGUCGCUGUGCUUGGCCCGGGGCCAGGGCAGCUGGAGGGCACGCGCCCUCACCAACAGGGCGUCGGCCCUCCGCAGCAGGGUCGAGAGCGAGACCCUCUUGCUCGACCACGUCGGGUCGAACGAGCAGCGGGCAGAUGGUCUCACGAAGGUCUUCUCGGUGCCCGCCAUGGCUCGGAUCAGGGACCACUUCGGCCUCCAGGCUGUGUAA